CUCUCUCUAGAAAUAUAUUAGAAAACAAAAUCUUAGGGCUCAAAAUCACCAAUACGUCGAUUUUCAUGUCUUAUCUGGUUAUCUCAAUCUUCUCUCUUUCUUGUUCCUUCCGAUGAAAACAUCUUCAAAUUGUUCAAUCUAUCUAUCUGGAAUUUAACGAACCGGAGCUCCAAUUUUGAUAAUCUCAAACACCUUCGUUAUCAUUUCGCCGCGGCGGAGAUUUAGCUUAAUCUGUUCAGGAUAACCGUCCGUGGUGAGAUUUCUUGAACCUGAUGGAGACGACGAGGAAUUUCACAUUUUAAGAGAGAAUUUUAGUUGCAAGUUUCUUAUUAGUCAGGAAGAAUGAUGGGAAUUAAAGGAUGGAUGCUUUCCCAGCUAAUAUCUAAUUCGAUUGUCUCAUCUAGACCUUUGUUGAAUAGCGAUAGUGUUUCUAAUGGUGAACGUUCAGACGAUGAAAUUGGUGAACAAGGGGUUGCAGAUGUUGAUUCAUCCCUGUCUUCAGUUCCUGGCCAGGAGAGUUCACGUCAUUGCCAUUCGGUGGAAUGUUCAAAUCAGCCUUGUUUCAAUGCUGAUGAAAACAAUGUGAAUCCACUGGGGAAGAUAGACAAUCUUCGGAUUAAAUUUUUCCGUAUUCUCCAGCAACUUGGACAAUCUCCCGACAAUAUAGUGGUGGCAAAAGUCUUGUAUCGUAUUCACCUUGCAUCUUUGAUCCGUGCUGGAGAAUCAGAUCUAAAGGGAGCAACUCUCACAACUGAAGGUGCUAGAAACCUAGCCAUGAAACAACAAGCAACGGGUAUUCCCAAGCUGGAUUUCUCAUUCAGAGUUCUUCUACUGGGUAAAACAGGAUCGGGUAAAAGCGCAACCAUAAACUCCGUACUCGAACAGAUCAAAGCUACUACUAACGCAUUCCGGCCUGCUACUGAUCGAGUUCAAGAGAUUCAUGGAACUACCAACGGAAUUAAAAUAUCCUUUAUCGAUACCCCUGGUUUAUUACCUUCGUCCGCAACUACUUUCAGAAAAAAUAGGAAAAUCUUGUACAGUAUAAAGAGAUUCAUCAAAAGAUCCCCUCCUGACAUUGUCUUGUACUGUGAACGUCUUGACUCGUUAAACAUGGGAUUCAGUGAUUUUCCCUUGUUAAAACUUAUUACAGACGUCUUCGGUUCUGGGAUUUGGUUCAACACCAUUCUAGUCAUGACUCAUUCAGCCUCACUUCUUCCUGAAGGCCCCAAUGGGUAUCCAGUUACCUUUGAAUCUCAUAUUACAAAUUGCAGCGAAUUGAUGCAGCAAUUUAUUCAUCAAGCAGUUUCCGAUUCAAAAAUUGAGAAUCCUGUCCUUCUAGUUGAGAAUCACCCCGGUCUGAGAAUUCUUCCAAAUGGACAGAUCUGGAGAUCUCAGUUCUUGUUAUUAUGUGUUUGUACGAAAAUACUGAGCGAUGUGAACAGUAUCCUUCAGUUUGGGGAUAGUAUUGAACUUGGCUUAGGCUCCUCACAGUCACGACUGCCUUCACUUCCCCACCUUCUCUCAUCCUUCCUACGAAAACAUUCCAUAUCCGAUUCCUAUGCAGCUAAUAUAAAUUCUGAAGACAUCUCUUCCUCAGAUUCCGAUGAAGAAUACGAUCAACUCCCACCUAUUCGGAUCCUGUCGAAAUCCCAGUUUGAGAAACUGACCAAAUCACAGAAAAAAGACUAUCUCGAUGAGCUGGAUUACAGGGAGGUCCUCUUCAUGAAGAAGCAAUUGAAAGAAGAACGUAGGAUGCGGGAAAACAGGAAUCCUGAAGAGAAUUUGGAUACCCCAGAAGCAGUUCCAUUACCAGAUAUGGCGGUUUCUCCAAGUUUCGAUUCUGAUUGCUCUGUUCAUCGAUAUCGUUACCUUGUAACAGGCGACCAGUGGCUAGCAAGACCUGUUCUCGAUCCUCAUGGAUGGGAUCACGAUGUGGGAUUUGAUGGGAUAAAUUUGGAAACAUCCGUCGACUUAAAGAAUAAUAUAGUUUUAUCGGUUGCUGGACAAAUGAACAAGGACAAAAGGGAUUUCAACAUUCAGUCAGAAUGUGCUGCAGUCUAUGUCGAUCCUACUAGAGGACAUUCGUACAGCCUCGGGCUUGAUUUACAAUCUGCUGUUAAAGAUUUGAUGUGUACAGUUAACAGCAAUGCAAAGUUAAAAUUGCUAAAACACAAUACGACAGAGUUUGGGGUUUCGGUUACAUCUUUUGGCGAUAAACAGUUUUUGGGUGUAAAAGUAGAAGACAGUAUUUCUGUAGGGAAGAACAUGAAUUUGUUAAUAAACGCGGGUCGAAUGGGAGGUUGUGGACAAGUUGCAUAUGGUGGGAAUCUGGAAGCUACUAUAAGGGGUAGAGAUUAUCCUGUUAGAGAUGAGAAGGUUAGCCUGACAAUGUCCAUUUUAUCGUUUAGCAAAGAAAUGGUUUUAGGUGGAGGGGUUGAGUCGAACUUACGUGUAAGCCGAGGCACUAAAUUGUCAAUUAGUGCCAACUUGAAUAGUCGAAAGAUGGGUCAGGUUUGUUUAAAGACUAGUAGCUCUGACCAUGUUGAGAUAGCGUUUAUUGCAAUCUUAUCGAUCUUUCGGGCUUUGCUAAGAAGAAGACAUGCAGAUGAGUCCAGCUCAGCCCUACGGAAAGUUGGAUAAAAAUCCUUCUUUUUUUUCUGAUGGGGUUAAAUUUUGACCUGUAAACCGAGGUGCUGAAUGUAUACAGGUUAAAGAUUUCAGCGAAUAAGAGAUGGCAAUGCCAACUGAAAGGUAUUAUACUGUCGUUGUUAUGAUUUAAUACUAAUAAUUGUUCGCUUCAUAUAAUCGCGUUUUGUAAUUGUUUUGUCGUAUUGAUAGAAGACGCAAUGUGUUCAGAUUUUAGUUUUCAAAACAAAUGAUUUUAUCUUAAGAAUUGAUUACAGGGUUCGAUAUUGA
Molecule: messenger RNA, 2916 nt
Organism: Impatiens glandulifera
Lineage: Eukaryota; Viridiplantae; Streptophyta; Magnoliopsida; Ericales; Balsaminaceae
Product: translocase of chloroplast 90, chloroplastic
Exons: 3
Coding region: 343-2640 (765 amino acids)
Biological process (GO): protein targeting to chloroplast
Cellular component (GO): chloroplast outer membrane
Molecular function (GO): GTP binding; GTPase activity
Source: RefSeq, a predicted model, not a curated record